CUGUGGCAGGUGGUUGGAGUCUGAUGAUCUUUGAGGUCCCUUUCAACCCAAGCCAUUCUAUCAUUCAAAUUACCAGGAAGGUAAUGCAAAGUCCAAGCACAUGGCAUGCUAAGUGUGACAAGCUUCUAUCUCCUCCCAUGCCCAGAAGCAUGGCACUGUACGGGGAGAGGAGCUGCAGAUGGAGAGUGCUUGCAGCCCUUGGAGGGCAAUGGUGGAUAAUGCUGCCAGGAUCAGCAUUUCCAUGCCAUGGCUGGGAGAGGAAAGAGUGCUCCAGAUCAGCUACAGCAAGAACCCAUUCACCUGGGUUUGAAGCCAGGUUCAACCAAGAAUGUGAACCAAGACUUCAUGCUGGAGGGGCAGAGCAGGGAUGUCAGAGUCUGGUCAGGUUCACAAAGAGUGCAGUUGUGUUUCCCAAUAAGAUACACACAGAACAGCAGUCCCUGACUCUGGUGAAGAGGCUGCUGGCCGUGGCAGUGUCCUGCAUUACCUACCUGAGAGGGAUCUUCCCUGAAAGCGCCUAUGGAACCAGAUACCUGGAUGAUCUCUGUGUCAAAAUCUUAAGGGAAGACAAAAACUGCCCUGGCUCGACUCAGCUGGUGAAAUGGAUGUUGGGAUGCUACGAUGCCUUGCAGAAGAAAUACCUAAGAAUGGUUGUCCUGGCGGUCUACACCCACCCGGAUGAUCCUCAGACAAUUACAGAAUGUUACCACUUCAAAUUCAAGUACACCCCCAAUGGGCCGGUCCUGAACUUCAGCAGUAAGAACAAACAGGGUGAUUCUCCCAUCAGCUGUGCAGACACCAAGAAGGCAAGCAUCCUCCUCAUCCGCAAGAUCUACGUUCUGAUGCAGAACCUGGGCCCGCUCCCAAACAACGUCUGCCUGACAAUGAAGCUCUUCUACUAUGAUGAAGUUACACCACCUGAUUAUCAGCCCCCUGGCUUCAAGGAGGGCGAAUGUGAGGGGAUGAUAUUCGAGGGAGAGCCCAUGUAUCUGAACAUGGGUGAGGUGCCAACGCCGUUCCACAUGUUGAAAGUGAAAGUCACAACUGACAAACAGAGGGUAGAAAACUGUGAUGAAAGCAUUCUGAAGCAAAGAGAGUCCAGUCUGCCCCUGCCGGUGCUCACAGUGGAUGGAGAUGAAGUAGAAGAAAGCCAGCACAUCAAGGAAGAUCCCGUGUUGGAUAACAAAGUGGGAGAUGGUGAUCAUGCAGAUGCUUUGGAAGCUCAAGAGGAGGGUUUUCCUUGUGGAAGAGAUGAAGUUUUGAAGGUUGGGGAGAACAGAAAUCAGUACAGCUCCAAUCCUCAGGUUGAUCAUCUGGCAAGGAAGACCUCUGAACUUAAUGUGUCGGAAGGCAGGACGAGGAGUGGGAAGUUAUUCCAAGCCUACAUUAUUCACCAGGCUGAGCUCUCCUCUAGUCAGGACGUGCUGCCAAAAAGGAGGAAGAUAAGCGAGCCGAAGGAGCAGUUCUAGACACCCAUCUCCUGCUGUCUGCCUCGCAGGGUGCUUCUCCACACUGCUUCCUCCUUGUGUUUAAUGUGAAUGUUAAUAUUGAAAUACCUUUGGGGGAUUUCUUGUGCUAUUAGUGGUCGUAGCAUAGCAGAUUUAAGGAGAGGAAGUUUAUUAAGAAGCCCAGAUGGAGAAAUGAGCAGUGAGUUUCUAUAGGAGGUUGCAUCCCUGUCAAGAAACACACACAGAAUGCUGCUGCAAUUCUGAUCAGAUUUCUGGUGUUGAAGUUUUUGCUUUUCUUGUGAAAAAAGAGCUGGAAUUGUUAGAGGUCUCUGAUUCUUUGCACUUCUUCCAGACCAAAGUAUAGUCAUUCUUCAUACCAUUAAUUACAUAUUUUGUGCCAAAUGCAGGCAGCUGGAUGGCUGCUUGCAUAUCAUUAAUUAUUGGCAGCUGUUUGUUAGAAUGGCGUGAGGUGAUUUAAAAAAGAAACGUGUUCAGGUAGAAUGAUUAAUUGCAAGAGUUGGAGGAGGUGCCACUUUUAUUCCACCAAAGUGAUGGUUAAUUUUGGAUGUGCUGUAGAACUGGAGAGAUGCUGUCUAUUGCUCAGAGCUGCUGCUCUGUUUUGGUCUGGGUAGCUGAACGUUUCUUGACACGUUUGAAUUUGUCCCAUUUGAUCGUAUUAAAACACUGUUCUUCAACAA
Phasianus colchicus (ring-necked pheasant) is the source of this 2146-nucleotide messenger RNA. RefSeq names its product HORMA domain containing 1 (gene HORMAD1). NCBI's taxonomy places the organism in Eukaryota, Metazoa, Chordata, Aves, Galliformes, Phasianidae. The record is from RefSeq and is a predicted model, not a curated record.